AUGCCACCAACCUUCCCGUCCCUUCCUGACAACCUAAGGGCGUGGGCUCUUUCACAGCCCGUCUUCUUCGUGUCAUCGGCACCAACCCACGGACAACACGUCAACAUCUCCCCCAAGGGUUACACCAAUGCCAACUUCGCGGUCCUGAGUCCCAACCAGUGCGCCUACGUGGACCGUACCGGCUCGGGGUGCGAGACCAUCGCGCACCUCUACGAGAACGGGCGCGCCACGUUGAUGUUCUGCUCGUUCGGCACCAGCCCACGCAUCCUGCGACUGUUCUGUCGAGGCCGCGUCAUCGAGUGGGACAGGCCCGAGUUCGACGUUUUCCUCCGCAAGAUGAAGCUCCAGAAGGUCGACGCCACCAGGGCCAUCAUCGUCCUGGACAUCUUCAAAGUUCAGACCAGCUGCGGCUUCGGCGUGCCCCGGGUGCGCAAGACAGUCAUGGGCAUCACGGCGGCGCCAUCAGGCGCCUCUGAGAAGGCCGCGGCCGUUGAUGGUGAUGAUGACGUCGGGAAACAGGAUAUCGGUGUCACGGGCUUCGAAGAGCGACCGACCCUUCAGAUAUUCAACGGCAAGCGGGAAAGGGCGGGCACCGUGCAGCAGUACCAGAUGGAGGAGAACACAACAUCCCUGGAUGGUCUGCCUGGACUGCGCUCUGCGCGCCGCGGCGUUGGAGAGCGCCUGUUGGUCGGCGAUGUGAAGAUGAGACUGCGCAACGUAAUGGCUGAGAAGUCGGGCAUGGCGUUUGGGUUUCUGAUGGCGGUUCUCUUGUACUUGUGUCUUACUUUUGCAGGAAUGCGUGUCUAA
Messenger RNA from Anthostomella pinea, 807 nucleotides. The record is from the annotation of a GenBank genome assembly. Lineage: Eukaryota; Fungi; Ascomycota; Sordariomycetes; Xylariales; Xylariaceae.